Messenger RNA from Lineus longissimus, 9115 nucleotides. Its product is annotated as CREB-regulated transcription coactivator 1-like. The record is from RefSeq and is a predicted model, not a curated record. Lineage: Eukaryota; Metazoa; Nemertea; Pilidiophora; Heteronemertea; Lineidae. The transcript is spliced from 15 exons. Gene Ontology annotation, biological process: positive regulation of transcription by RNA polymerase II; protein homotetramerization. The coding region runs from base 20 to 2032 and encodes 670 amino acids. Gene Ontology annotation, cellular component: nucleus; cytoplasm. Gene Ontology annotation, molecular function: cAMP response element binding protein binding.
GGUAGUUGUCGCAGCCAUCAUGGCAAAUCCACGGAAGUUUAGCGAAAAGAUCGCUCUCCACAACCAAAAGCAGGCCGAAGAAACGGCAGCCUUUGAGGCAAUAAUGAGAGAAGUCUCAGGAGCGACAAAGGGGCAGGGACAGGGUUAUCUCCAGAAGCAGCCUCAACAACUACAUAUUGCACAAAACUUGGGUGCAUAUCGAGGAGGUUCAUUACCCAAUGUCAACCAGUUGGGAUCAAACUCGAUAGAUUUGCAGAAUGCAUUACACAACCUAGAGGACAUACAGCAAGGUAGACAGAGCUUGGUAGAUAGAUUGCAUCGGGAUAGAACUCGCCAGAUCAUUGGUCAUAGGAGACCAUUUCCUUUUGACAAAAGGGCUGACACGUCUCCGUAUGGAUCCACUUAUCUUUCGCCGCCACCAGAUACAAGUUGGAGAAGGCCAUUUCAGCCCUCUGUUCUGGCUACUCUGCUCAGAACCAACUCGGACUCGGCAUUACAUACGAGUGCAAACUCGCCUUCAGCCUCGAUGGAGCACUUAGGACCAACUACACCACCAGCAAAUAGAAGAGCAUUUCUCGGUGAUUCAAUUAUGGCAGAAAAUGCAGUGCUCAAGGGAUACAUAGAUCCGAGAAGGCAGUUGAUGCAGUCAAGACCGAAGUCGUGUGAAGUCCCUGGAAUAAACAUUUACCCCUCUGCAGAACAAGAAUCCACUGUAGGUCACAUCCCAAUAUCGAACAACACCGGCUCAUUACCCGAUCUCACAAGUAUACACUUUCCGUCGCCCUUAGUCACUCCGCUAGAUGCUGAAGACCAGACGUACAACCAACAGCAGCAGCAGUCACAGCAACAGAGCCAACAGCAGUCUCAGCAGCAGCAACAGCAAGGACAGCAGCAGCAGCAACAACAGGGACAACAAACUAGUCCUACGAGUCUGUCACCAACGUCUGUUCAUCACUUGUCUACUGGACCAGUGCGACAAACUCAGCAAACAAGCCCGAUAUCUCGGAGACGCCAUGUGCAUACAGCACCUAGCCCGUUAAUUCUUGGUAGCCCCACACACAUGAGACAGAAUCAGGUGCACAGUGUAGAUGGUAAUAGAUUGACAGUUGACCGGUUACCCCCGUAUUAUAACUUCUCCCAGCAAAUGCAGCCAUUACAACAGCCUCAGCCAGCGAGCCCCCAACCACCAGUCAUUACGGUACAUACUACUCAGGGCUCAAUGACUCAGUACCGAAAUAGUCAAAGUCGAGACACAUGUCAGUCGCCGACGUCGCCACACUCACAAUCAUCCUAUUCACCGUCUCAGUCACCUGGGUUACCACCAGGUUUACCGCCGUUACCGCAGCCCCCGCCCCCGUCGACAGGCAUGACAGGCAGCAAUACGUCAUAUUCAGACGCGUACUACACAAAUGCAUUACAACACCAGUUCGAGCAGUUUAAUAUGCUCCAGGGUGAUACCGCAUCAUUGACAAACGAUGUAUAUACAACAUUAAACAAUGAUGCGUAUGCCAAGGCGGCUUUAGAACAACUGACCCAGCUGCAGGACAAUCAGCCGACGACGACAGUGAACAACAAUGGUCUUUACAACCUCGGCCAGAUUAGCAACCUACAGUUCUCACAAGCAAACAUGCAUGGCCUGUCGAGUAGCCAGGAGUUCCAACAGAAUCAGUUCUAUAGCCAGUCACCCCAACAGCCUAUCUCCCCGCAACAAUCGACGCCCUCACCUCACAUGCACCAGCAGAUGUCGCCACAGAUGUCUCCGCAGCCUCAACAGGUGCAGACCCCAACCAGUAAAAUACCAGACAUUGUGUUGACAGGGGCAGAAGAUUUUUCUCGACAGGACUUCGCCAAAGAUAUAAGUAACGCAAUGGCUAACAUGACCGAUACUUUUGACACUGACUUUUUCUGUGGGGAUGACCCGUUAAAAGUGGGAUUGGAUCCGUUAGACUUUAAUGAACUGCAGAUGUUAACAGAUCCCAGUUUAGUCACAGAUCCAGCAACAGAGGACAGCUUUCGAUUAGACCGGUUGUGAAAUUUUGAGACCGGGAAGCCUCUUUUUGAUGAUGACCCGUGAGAGCUGCAUGCUGCACGUGGGAACCAGUCAUCCUAAAAGGCCCCCGGUCGAACGGUACGAAGGGAAGAGAUGAACCAAAAAGACACUGUGGAAUAUUUGGUUGCUGCCAAUGGAGACGCCACACAAAUCUGGCUUAGCAGCAUUGGUGCUUUUUGAAAUGUUAACUCUCUUCCCCAUUGUGACUUCCUGUAAACUUGGACCGCUACCCAAGUAAAUACUGAAAACAAAUAAUUGAGGGAUGCAUGGUGUGCUUCAGAUUGUGAACAGAUUGUUUUGUUCUUAAGAUAUGCUGGUCAUAGUGGAAAGUGUGGUUGUGUAUAUGAUAGAAAAGAGUAUAUCACCUCCCAAAGGCAUUUAUGGCUGGCUUAUUGAAUCACUUUUAGCAUGUACUUGGCCUUUGUCUAAUCUUGACCAUAAUCAAGGUUGUAGUGACAUUUGGCGGGCAGCUGUGAAUAUGAUCAGAGUGGUUUAAUUUCGAAGCAUUGUUUCCCAGAAGACCUGUGGAAACAUCAUGGUUGCUUUGAAACAAUCAUUGUUGCCAGGAUGUCAUGACAUUGAUGCAGUUGCUGUGUGUCUUGGCUGGGGUAGUUGCAUUUCUAUACAUGUACAUUUCUGAAUAUUUUCUAAUGGAUUAUCUAAGAUAAUGAAUUCUGUGGUUGUGUUUACGUGUUGGACUUGUUUGAUAAAGUUAUAUAGGUAUCUCGACAGCUUUAGUACAUUGUACAGUAGAAGUUCACUGAGAUUUGGGCUAGGCCAGAAGUUGUCAUUGUUAGAAAUAUUCCUUGAGAACUUGAUGCCAAUAUAAAGCAAAUUUGGUCUUUGUACAUAUAGGAGUUUCCUAUUUAGUGAAAUUUAGAAUGAACCUAAUUAAGACUACUGUUGCCAUCAGCUUGCAUGGAUGAAGGUUUGAAAAAUGACACAUGCAUUGUUUGAAUGAUGUUGUCUGCCGAGUGCUAUUUGGUUCACCAUGUGGCUAAUCAAUUGGAUCAGCUGACAAGUAGAAUUACCAUGAACUACAUUGUUGUCAUUUCCAUCUGAUUGAAAAAAAUACUCAUUUCUUCAGAAUCUUUGGAAUGAAAGAUAUGAAAGACUUAAUAGCCUGUGAUAUGUUCAAAUGGGGUAUUUGUACUGUAGAUAUAGUGAAAUAGAAAGUCAUUCCUUGAAGUUGAAUAGGCCCUAUUUUUUUCAUUCUUGCCUCAGCUACAUCGGGCACCAGAAAUUUCUUUCUGCUCUUUGGAUUUGGGAAAAUCAACAGUGAGAUUCAGUGAUAGUGUGGGAGGGAAAAUACUUCUACUUAAUCAUUUUGAUGUAGCAUUCAAGAAGCUGGGAACUCUAGUGUCAUUAUUGCUGAAAACCUUGAACAGUGCAAUUCUCAAACUUGCAAUAAGGUAACGAAUUAGUUCUUAUAAGUUAAACAAACAAGAAAAAUGUACUAGCAUGUCUGGGUAUCUCCCCAGUUUGCAUUAGAAUUCCACAUGUCACAUUAGUACAGAAUUUCUUGGUUGGCUAUGGAGUCCUUGUGGUGUGGCAAGCACAGAAGUCAAUAUUGGUUUCAUUCUAGCCCUGUAGUUAAUGUAUACCUGUGAGUGAUUUCUUUCUGUGGUAUAUUUAGAAGUGUUAACACAACCGAUCGUUUUUCUAGUGGUAAACAGCCAAAGUUUCCGAUUGUAGAGCUGUAGAAACUAGAAAUGGUGGAAUCACUAGAACUGCCUCAAUGGCAAUGAUGUUAAUUUUCUAAACCUGUUACUUGAUGUUGUUUUGUAUAAGAGUCAAUAUUGUGGUUGGAUAUCUAAGUUACAGCAUCAUUUGACUUGAGUUUUUCAAGAAUGUUUUAUAUUUUGAAUUCUUUUGACAAUUAGCACUUUUUUACGGUUUUCCUCUCAAACUGAUGUUCACUACCACUACGCCUCACUGCAUUGAGUCGUUGACAAAUCCGUCAUUAAGUGAUAUCCCUCAAGUCAUCUUCUAACGAAGUGAAAUGAAAAUGCUUUGUCAGGCCUGUAGCUACAUUUUGGUCAGGGAGGGGCAAAACACAUUUUUGGGUGACCUUUGGGGUUCCAACCCCCCAGCCUUUGGCGAUGGCCCUGCUUGUUUCUCAUCAGUCGAUAGCAUAUUUUUCUUCAGUUAGCCGAGAGAUAUCACAAGAUGAAGUUUAAAUUGUCAUUCUGUCCACGGAUAGCACUGCACCACUCAGUCUUUACUUUUUCAGAAAACUUGUUUAGAUUUUAUAACCCAAUUUGCAUUGGUCAGUGUUGCAUGUGGUGUAAACAAUUUUGUGAUGCGUUAUGUAUGGCAAGCCAUAUAGGUGUACAGUAAAGUUAUCGAAGUGGAAAUAUUUAGUGUUGUUCUCAAAUUUUGAUACUUUAUCCAAAAACAUUACUUUGUAUAAAACUCAUGCAAAUGUAUAGUGAAUAUAUGAUGAUUUUCGCCGAUUUCUGGCUUGUAUAGUUCAUGUGAUGUGUACAGUAGAUCUUAGUAAUGUUUUAGUAUUGUAUUGUACGAGGAAACUGUUCAAGGACUGGGAAGGUCACUGUUAUUAAUGUGAGAGCAAUUAAUAUCAUUCGUAAAGGAGGCACAUAUCUGUGAUUCUGACAUUAUUAAGAUGCAGUUCCCAGUGAAACAACUAGAAUUAGAUUUUUCAUCAUUUUCUUUCUGAAAUUUGACAUAGUGUGUCUGCUCAGUACAUGCGGUAGUGCGGGCUGUUGACAAAGUAUCUCUGAUAUGGCAUUUAUGAUGACUCGAUAGUCUUAAUCCAUCCCUCUUAAUACAGGACUUUUCGUUGUUAUCCAAGAUUCAACCGCAGCUCCACCACGUUGUGAUGAAAUAUCACACUUUUGGGCCAAUGAAACAUACUGAUGAAUCCUGACUCAGAAAAGGUUGGAGGGUUGGGUCACGUCAUGUCCCUCGGUAUUGUCGUACACGUGUGAUCUGUUACUGCAGCUGAGCCCUGCAUGAGCAUGGUAAGUAGUGUAUUGAGCAGGCAUACAUUACUUAUUUCACCUUUUGUUAAAGGAAAACAACAUUCUCUUCCUGUGACAAUGGUACAUUCAUGAAGCAGGAAAUCUGUCCUCACAGUAAACUUUGACCCAAAGUCCUUGAAUUGGUGGGCACUAGAUUGAAGGGGGAGACGGUUGGUGCUAAGCUUUUGAAAGUUGUAAACAUUGUUUAAAUUGCCCCGAUUAAUUGCCCUUUAAAUCAUGAGUCAUGUGAUGAUUAGUGCUUACUUUGUAGGGAUGUGGGCUUGGUUGCUCAAAAAGGGUAAAAGUAAAUAAACCAAUUGACUGCCACUGUACAGCUCUCCCACAUUGACCUUGGUCAAAGCACUUUACAACAAUUGUCCCUCUUAUUAGUCUCCACUGAGGAACUCCGGGAAAGAAGUUAUUUGUGCACCAUUCACUUGGGCUCUGUGACCAGAUGGUUUUGAACCUCUGACCCUCGGGUUGUGAUUCUGACAGCUAACCAGGGCACCAUCACACAUGGGUGUCAAUUACUGUUCUUACAUGUAGCUGAGGCUUAUCCUUAGCAGCGACUAAUAUCCUCGUACACAUAAUGAGCAACCAAGCCCGAAAUUCUGCUGGGAUAUUUAAUGUGUUGUUGGGUUGGAAGUCAACUUGCCAUGUAUUUUCUGUUUAUCCUUGUAUAUAGUAUUACUGUGUGUCCCCAGGAGUCGCCUCCUAUUUUUACCCUUUUCUGGUGUAUAUGUCAGUACAAUUCUAUUCUAGAGGGACGGUGAGUUGUUUUAGAGCAGUGCUAUUUUUUGUUAAUGAUUACUGGUUAAUUGACAUACAUUUAGUGAUACAAGGCACGUAGUAUCUCACCAGUGAGAUGAUAAUACAUGUACAAGUAGUUUUGACACUUUAAAGUCAAUCUCACAAAAAGUAAAGGAAAUUCUUAUCAAAAUUCAGAAAUUAAUUUUUCUCAGUUUUCUCAAUUUUGAGAUAGAGAUUGCCAUUGCUGAGGCAUACCUUCCGGCCUUCUGGAACAGUGCGAUAUAAUUUAUGUCUGUGUGACCAAAGUAUGCUCUUUUGUUGCAACUCCUUGGCAGCGACAACAAGUUGUAAAUCAUCUAGUUUAUACCUACAUGUAGAUAUCAAAUGUUGGUAGACUGCUCAAAGUUGAGAAUAUACCAGCAUCAUAGCAUAAGCUCACACUCGUGAGCUGGAAUUCAGGUCACGUUCAAUAGCAUUUGACACUGAAUUACAGUGAAACACCUGGCCAGAUCUUAUUCUGAAGACAGGGUAGCCUAUUUCGAUAAUACAUGUAGGUUGGUUUGACUAAAAAAAUAUGUCACUCAACGCUUUGUUUCUCAUGCAAUUGAAAUUCCCAAAUCCUGUUUGUCAAUAAUAUAUAUGUAGUUGCUUGCAUGAUUGAAAGUACCAUUGUGCUUUCGAAAGCAUGAGAGGCAAUGGGUCUGUCCUUAGUCAUAUGAUAAACUGGUAUAAUCGUAUACAACUAGGCUAGCAACACUGUUAUUUUUCUCGGUAAAUUCUUAUUCUGCAGUAAUUUGAUAAGGACUCGGGAAUUCUUAGGGGGGAGUUCCAAACUUACACACAUGUCCCCCUAGUCCUUUUCUUGUAAUCUUAAGUAUGGUGCUGGUCCAGUUUGUGUGUGGUGGACCAGGGCCAGUGUAGACCUACCAACCCCUGACAAUUUUUCUUUCAAUUCUUUCUGUAAAAAGCCAUCUUUUUGAUGUUGUCUGUCAAAAGUUGUGUAAAUAUUCCGUCAGUUGUGAGAUAUUCACUAUUAAAGGCUGAAGUUUGUACAUUUCUAUGGUGUAGCUCUUGAUUUCAAAUUACGAUCGACUCUUCCGUGUUAAAAUGUCAUGUGCACAAUUCAUUGAUACUGCCACUCUAGCGAAAUGAUGUCUUAAUCGAGCCUGUCUGUAGGAAAUUUCAGGUCUGUUUCCUAACUGUGUGUUAUGAACAGAGUAUGCUAGAAUUGGAUAAAUACUCUUUUAAGUUUUCACUGAGGACAGUCGAUGAGUUGAAAGUAAUCAUCCUACAAAAUCUUGUAAACCAAGUCCUCAGUUGUGUUUCAGAUAAUGAAAUCAGGGAAUCGACCAACAAAAUGUCAACUGCAUCAAAUUGAUGAAAUCGGCUGUUAUCAAGUUGACAUCAUAAGACAUCUUUUUGACUCCAAAGGAUUUUGUAUUCGAUUGUAGUGGAUUUCUGUGUGUUAGAGGACAUAUUUGUUAUCUCACACGAAGUGCAGCACUCUGUGAAGCUUUAUUUCUGUGUGUAAGAGGAUAUAAUUGUUAUCUUAGUACCAGUACAGCACUCUGUGAAGAUUUUGUCACAUACCUGUCCAUAAUGUAUAUAAUUGAAUGAGACAUACUGUGUUUACACAAUUAAGCUGGUGGAGAGGUGCAAGUGCAGAAGGCCGAUUUUACAUGUAAUUGUCCUAUGUGUAACAAGAUGUGGCUCAACUGACUUAAUAGUGUUGACACAAUAUGUUUUUGUUUAGAAGCGUCAGUCGGUGAAGAUUCAUUUGUAAAAUCUAACAACUACUUAAGAGUUUGUUUACCCCUGUGAUUAGUCAACUAAAAUUUGUGACAGCCAGUAGUAAUUCACCAUAGUCUUCUUUGACACUUUCCAGGAUUGCAUCCUGUCAAAGUGAGGGCAUGAUAAUUGUCUGUUUUGCGCUGACUUGGUUCUUGACUUCAAAAACAUGCAGAGUAGAUAGUGAUCCUAUUCUUACAUGAAGCUUAGAUGGGACAUUGGUGUGUAGUCCUUCAGGCAAUGUUCAACUAUUUGUAUAUAAUUGUGAAAUGAAAUUGAUUCAUUUUAUUUUAAGAAAAUAUUUCUGGUUCGAAAAGCAUGGACAGAAUCAUGGUACGGGAUAAGAUUUGAUGCCACUGGUGAAAAAAAUAAUAAUGUUUUUUUACGGUGGUGUGGAUAGCAUUGUUCCUGUUUAUAUUUAUAUAGUUUAAACCGAUGAUUAUUUCGAGGUGAGGCAUUGAAUUGUGCAAACGGAACCAGAUUAACAGAGUAUUUAAUUACAAAUUUUUAAAAAUAAUUGGUUUAAAAAAUGAAAUAUUUUUUUGAUUUUUUUCAAAUUUUUGGAGCUUUUGUUGAUUUGAUCAAUCAUAUUGUGUGGCUGUGUGUUCUUUUUUGAUCUGCAGGAUCGCAAGUAAUGAUCAUUUCUGUUUGUUACAUUUAUGUUUAAGUACUGCUAUUUAAAAAAAGAUAUGUUGACAAAUGACUAAAUUUUAAUCACUAAAUCAUGGCUGGUGAUAUUAAUUAAUAAUAUCCUAGAUUGCAUGAAUGUUAAUAUAAUGAGGAACAUUUUAGAGCCAACUCAAAAUUGACAAUGUCUAAUGAAUUUUUGAUUCUGGUCAAGUCGAUAGCCAAAGAUUCUGUAUUUUACAGUGCAGUUUCCUUUUAGAUCACAUUUAGGAUAGAUCACCCGGGGAAGAAUAAUCCAUAUAUCACAUACACAUGUAGAAGUGCACUAUGAUACAUGACAUCUUUGUCUUUUUUCUUGACCGCAUACAUACAUCACUUCCCCGGUUCACUCUUCAGACAGUUGGUUGUGAGAAUUUAUGAAGAUUUAAAUUGUACAGAUAUAUGCUCUAUGGAAACUAUCAUAAUAGAUCAUAGAAAUCCUUUUUCACAGUGAUAUAGUGGACAAACUUCUUCACAUGCAGAUACUAAAUGGUUUCUCAAUAAACUGAUUUUGCAGAUUUCAAAUAUGUGCUAAUUAGUGCUGUACUCUAAUUCUGAGUCCACCUUAAAUGUGGCAUCACCAUUGAAACCAAUGGAUUGGCAACAUUGGUCAGUAGCCUCUUUUCAUGCCCUAAAAUAAGGUCAUCUAAAUCAUCAGCUGAGUUCAAUUUGUUUUUGAGAAAUAACUGCAUGUAACUCGUAUGAAGUGCUGAGUCCGAGUUGUAGAGAUUGUCCUCAGUGCUUAUCGCUUGAAACAUUGUUGCUGUUGCAUAUAACUAGGGAUACACUUUAUUGCCUCUGAUUUAAUCAUGUCUUGAUAUGUUGUUUUGUUAUGUAUACUUAAAAUUGUCAAAAGAAUAAAACAACAUAAACAUUA